Messenger RNA from Leptosomus discolor (cuckoo roller), 450 nucleotides. RefSeq names its product avidin. Gene Ontology annotation, molecular function: biotin binding. Lineage: Eukaryota; Metazoa; Chordata; Aves; Leptosomiformes; Leptosomidae. The record is from RefSeq and is a predicted model, not a curated record.
AUGGGGAGCGGUGCCUUUGCCCUGGCGCUUGCCCUGGCCCUGGCAGCGUGUGUCACCCCUGCGGAGAGGAAGUGCCUCCUCUCCGGGUCGUGGCGGAGCAACAGCGGCUGCCGGAUGGUCGUGUCCGUCCUCGGCAAGGACGGCAGCUUCUCCGGUUCCUACCUGCCGGGGCCUGCCACCGGUGACUCCGAAAUCCUCACCUCGCCACUGGAGGGGUCCCAGCAGGACGCAGGGCUCGUCUCACAGCCCAUCUUCUCCUUCACCGUGCGAUGGCAGCUCCGAGACUCAGAGGCGGCCCGGACGACUGCCUUCCUGGGCCAGUGCUACGUGGGCACCAAGGGCGAGGAGACCCUGCAUGCCCUGUGGCUCCUGCGAGAGGCAGCUGACAGCCCCGCCGAGGACUGGAAAGCCACCCGGAUUGGCACCAGUGUGUUCACCCGGAUAAAAUAA